Molecule: messenger RNA, 2582 nt
Organism: Psammomys obesus (fat sand rat)
Lineage: Eukaryota; Metazoa; Chordata; Mammalia; Rodentia; Muridae
Gene: Lmf2
Product: lipase maturation factor 2
Exons: 14
Coding region: 29-2143 (704 amino acids)
Biological process (GO): protein maturation
Cellular component (GO): endoplasmic reticulum membrane
Source: RefSeq, a predicted model, not a curated record
UAUUGCUUCUGCGGACCGCGUAGCGGACAUGGCGAGCUCCCGGGUCCCACGGCAGCUUUUCCUACAGGGUGUGGCCGCAGUCUACUUGUUCGCCUUUGCGUCCCUGUACACCCAGAUCCCAGGCCUCUAUGGCCCAGAAGGCAUCCUUCCUGCUCGAAGAACACUGCGGCCCCAAGGCAAGGGUCGAUGGCAGCAGCUGUGGGAAACACCAACGCUGCUGUGGGAGGCACCAAGACUGGGGCUGGAUACUGCCCAGGGUCUGGAUCUGCUGACCCUAUUGGGCACCGUGCUAGCCCUGGGUCCCCUGCUCUUGAACUCCCUGCGACAUCCCCUCAUCUACCUGCUGCUCUGGGCUGCCUACCUGUCCGUGUGCCAGGUGGGCCAAGUGUUCCUUUAUUUCCAGUGGGAUUCCCUACUGCUGGAGACAGGCUUCCUGGCUAUACUGGUAGCCCCACUGAGGCAGCCUUCCAACCACAAGAACCCCCAGGGUGGAUUAGCAGGGUCCUUACCCCAUGAAGACCUCCCGUUCUGGCUCGUGCGCUGGCUGCUGUUUCGACUCAUGUUCGCCUCUGGUGUGGUCAAGCUGACCAGCCGCUGCCCUGCGUGGUGGGGCCUCACUGCCCUCACCUACCACUAUGAGACACAGUGCCUGCCCACACCUGCUGCCUGGUUUGCCCACCACCUGCCAGUCUGGCUGCACAAGCUCAGCGUGGUCGCCACCUUCCUCAUCGAGAUUGCGGUGCCCCCUCUGUUCUUCGCCCCGAUCCGUCGCCUGCGAUUGACUGCCUUCUAUGCUCAGGCAUUAUUGCAAGUCCUGAUUAUCAUUACUGGCAACUACAAUUUCUUCAACCUGCUAACCUUGGUGCUCACCACUACCCUCCUGGAUGACCGGCACCUCUCUGCUGAGCCUGGCCCCAGAUGCCACAAGAAGAUGCCCACCUCCUGGCCCAAGGCCCUGCUGACCAUGCUAUCCCUACUGCUGGAACUGACUGUCUAUGGGCUGCUGUCCUAUGGCACCGUGCACUACUUUGGCCUGGAAAUUGACUGGCAGGAGCAUAUCAUCGUCUCUAAAACCACCUUCACCUUCCACCAGUUCUCCCAGUGGCUGAAGAUGAUAACCCUGCCUACUGUGUGGCUGGGGGCAGCCUCCCUGGCUUGGGAGUUACUCGUUGCCCUCUGGAGGUGGAUUCACGUACAAGGAUGGCUUCGGAAGUUCUUUGCCAGUAUCCAGCUCUCCAUCCUGGGCACUGCCACGGUGGCCUUGUUCUUGAUCAGCCUAGUACCUUACUCCUAUGUGGAGCCUGGGACCCAUGGGCGUCUCUGGACUGGGGCUCAUCGCCUGUUCAGUUCCGUGGAGCAUCUUCAACUGGCCAACUCAUAUGGCCUUUUCCGCCGGAUGACUGGUCUGGGUGGGCGGCCCGAAGUGGUACUGGAGGGCAGCUAUGAUGGACACCAUUGGACAGAGAUUGAAUUCAUGUACAAACCUGGGAAUGUAAGUCGACCACCCCCUUUCCUGAUACCCCACCAGCCACGCCUUGAUUGGCAGAUGUGGUUUGCAGCCCUCGGCCCACAUACACACAGCCCCUGGUUCACCAGCCUGUUGCUACGUCUCCUGCAGGGCAAGGAGCCAGUGAUCCGGCUGGUCCAAAACCACGUUGCCAAGUAUCCCUUUCAUGAUAAGCCACCCACCUACCUGCGGGCCCAGCGCUAUAAGUACUGGUUCUCAAAGCCUGGGGAGCGAAGCCAGUGGUGGAACCGCCAGUGGGUAGAGGAAUUCUUCCCACCUGUAUCCCUAGGGGACCCAGCACUGGAGACACUGCUCCAACAGUUUGGACUUCAGGAUAAGAGUCCACUCCGGGCCCGCAGCUCCAGCAAUACCCUAGCUCAGACACUGAACUGGGUGCGGAUGCAGCUGUCUCCUCUAGAGCCUUCCAUCCUGCUAUGGGGGCUCUUAGGGACAGUGGUGACUAUCCGAGUUGUGCAGACCCUACUCGCCCCCCGUCGGCUCCAGUCCUCAAAACUGGCUAAAGAGGAAAAACGUAAGCAAACGCCCAAGAAGGAUUCCAGAGCUAACUCUGAGCAAGCUGCCCCCGCCCUCAGCAGCAACAGCAGUGACUCCUCGGCCCCUCGGCGGAAAAAAUAGCUUCAUGUGCAUCAGCCAGCCACAUGUGUUGACGGAGCCAGAUCCCCAGGAUUCCAGCCCAUGUCAUGACACGGCCCAGCCACUGUGCCUUAGCCAGUCCUGCCAGGGCAGGUGCAGACCGGAGCGCUGCCCCUGAGGAUUGCCAGGUGUUACUUGAAAGCCCUACUUGUCCCUCUACACCAACCACAUCCCUCGCCAGUCACCUUCUACUGUCUUGGCAGCCAACCCAGAAGUGGACAUGUGAGCAGCUCAGGACUUUUCCUGGAACACUGUAAUCAGGGUACCCAUAGGUGCAAAGGCCUGAGUCUGGAGCUCCUACCCAGCCCCACUGUGGAGAGGAUGAGCUAGACCCACUGAGGAGAGGAGCCAAGGGAAGUGAGUCCGUGAAGCGGUGCCUGCCUGUCCCUCGGACUGCACCAAUAAAGGCACCAUUUCUACA